AUGGGGGUAUAUCAGCUGAAACAGGCAAAAUCCUACAUCAAAGAGCACUUAGCUGAAGAUGGUCAGUAUGAACUUAUGCUAUGCAGGGAGAAACCUGACUUGAUCAAAGUUCAGGUUCGUUCACAACAUGUUGCUUCGAAGGUGUACAAUCUUUGGAUUGAAUAUUCUAAUGGACUGACCCCAAUAUCAGGCUGGUAUUGUCAAUAUCCACUAGCAGCACGGUCCAUUUGGAUGUCUCCAUCUGGUACGAUAACAGUUAUCAGUGGAACGUCACAAAGCCUUGAAUGUCAGGUGAAAGGAGGUAACCCACUUGUUACACUGACCUGGCGGUGUAAAGGGUCGGAAGUGGUCGGAGUGAAUCUGAGCAAGGACAGUUUGUCAGCGUCUAGGCUAAUCGUUCCAGUGGAUCAAACCUACAAUGGAAAAGAAUGUGUAUGUACCGCUACAAAUUCUACAACAACGAUCGGGGAAAAGACUGUAGUGUUUGAUGUGAUAUAUGCUCCUACAGACAAAUUGAUGAUGUCACCAUCUGGUAACAAGGACAUUGGUGCCGGUGACUCAGUGACACUAGAUUGCCAUGUAAGGGGAGGCAAUCCCAUCGCCACACUGACCUGGCGGUGUAAAGGAGCAUUACGUACCGGGAAGAAUCUGACAUCUACUGACACUGCUCGAUCUACCUUGACAGUUACAGUGGAUAAAACCUACAACGGACAUAUGUGUGCAUGUAUUGCCACACAACAGACCAAUCCUGGCAGAGAGAUUGGUAGAAAAACUGUUGAGUUUAAUGUAAUUUAUGCUCCUACAGACAAAUUGAUGAUGUCACCAUCUGGUAACAAGGACAUUGGUGCCGGUGACUCAGUGACACUAGAUUGCCAUGUAAGGGGAGGCAAUCCCAUCGCCACACUGACCUGGCGGUGUAAAGGAGCAUUACGUACCGGGAAGAAUAUGACAUCUACUGACACUGCUCGAUCUACCUUGACAGUUAGAGUGGAUAAAACCUACAACGGACAUAUGUGUGCAUGUAUUGCCACACAACAGACCAAUCCUGGCAGAGAAAUUGGUAGAAAAACUGUUGAGUUUAAUGUAAUUUAUGCACCACUAGCAACAAACAUCUAUUUGCUUCCAUCUGGUACGGAAACAGUUACCAAUGGAACGACACAACGCCUUGAAUGUCAGUUGAAGGGAGGUAACCCUCUGGCCACACUGACCUGGCGGUGUAAAGAGUCACCAAGGAUCGGUGUGAAUUUGACCACCAGCAAUUUAUCAGCGUCAAGACUGACAUUUACAGUGGAUGAAACCUACCAUGGACAGCAGUGCGUUUGUACCGCUACAUAUUCUAAAACAACAAUUGGGACAAAGACUGUCGUAUUUAACGUGCUAUAUGCUCCUGUCAUCAACCUAAAUACCUCUAAAGUCAUCCUCAGUGAAGAUUCGCCGUCUGCUCCUACCCAGGUGUUUGCUGACUGUAAGGGAUUCGGAUCUGCGGAGGUGUCAUGGCUGGCGGGUGACAAUGGCGGUCAUACCCAAUCAUUUCAGGUUCUCUAUCAAACAGACGGAAAUGUUUAUAAGUAUCCAGACAUUGUUACUGAAAACGACAGCGAUGACUACGUUCUGACAGUGGAAAAUCUAGCGGAGCAGUCGUUAUAUAUCUUUACUAUUUUGGCUUUCAACAAUGUUGGAAACGUGACGUCAACAGACCUAGGGAAAUGCACCGUCCAUGGAGAGGUAUCUCCCAACAAACAGACUGCUAUAUUUUCCGCAAGUGUAGCUAUGCUGUGCAUUGGUAUUUUAGCAUUAUUGCUUACGAUCGGAGUAAUUGCCAUUUUUGUCAAAAGGAAGGACGCAAUAUUGUAA
Messenger RNA from Ylistrum balloti, 1854 nucleotides. Its product is annotated as nephrin-like. The transcript has 9 exons. Gene Ontology annotation, biological process: cell-cell adhesion. Gene Ontology annotation, molecular function: cell adhesion molecule binding. Gene Ontology annotation, cellular component: cell-cell junction. Bases 1 to 1854 code for a protein of 617 amino acids. The record is from RefSeq and is a predicted model, not a curated record. NCBI's taxonomy places the organism in Eukaryota, Metazoa, Mollusca, Bivalvia, Pectinida, Pectinidae.